Neohortaea acidophila is the source of this 2153-nucleotide messenger RNA. RefSeq lists its product as uncharacterized. Gene Ontology annotation, molecular function: DNA-binding transcription factor activity, RNA polymerase II-specific; zinc ion binding. NCBI's taxonomy places the organism in Eukaryota, Fungi, Ascomycota, Dothideomycetes, Mycosphaerellales, Teratosphaeriaceae. The transcript is spliced from 2 exons. The coding region runs from base 179 to 1879 and encodes 566 amino acids. The record is from RefSeq and is a predicted model, not a curated record. Gene Ontology annotation, biological process: regulation of DNA-templated transcription.
UAGCAAAGCGUGGUAGACGCUUACUGGAUGUUCAGCCCCAACCCUUCGGGCCCCGCACUGUCCCCAUGGGUGCCUUUCUACCUACCUAUGCGGGCGCGCCUUGGAAAGCAUAUGUAGCUUACUUUGCCUCUCCACCUGAUGAGAAGAUCUUUAUACAGACCAGGAGAAUGGAGACGCCAUGUCUGAUAGAUCGGCCACCGCACCCCCUAAGCGGCCACGCGUUGUCCGUCUAAAGCAGUCGAGUGCUGGUUGUCGCACCUGUCGACUUCGCAGGGUCAAGUGCGAUGAGCAGCGCCCGCAAUGUCAGAAUUGUAUCCGCCUUGGGCGUGAAUGCAGUUACGCCACGGUGGAAAUCUACAUGCGAGAGCAUGAACCGUCCGAUGUGACCCCAUCGGGCAGCAAUUCACCAGUCACUACGGAACAUGCCAUGAAACUUCAACCUCUGCGUCUCACAGCCGGACGACCGAAAGCCCCACCGCCCACCUCCCUGGCCCACGACUCCCAGGCUCUUGUGCGUCAGACGAGCAUAUUCGGAGGCUACGUAGGACAGCCGGCCGCCAGUCUCGAGAGCUGGAAACACGUCUCCACUCACCUUCGCGAUGGCUUCAUUGCCCAGUGUCGCCCCGAUGCGAAUCGAUCGCCGCAUUGGAGUACCUCGCUGCUGGCGACGACCGACAUGACGUCGCCCUGGGUUGCCUUCAGCACCACCGCCCUGUCCCUACUCCACGUCGCCUCGAUGCAGAGACAAGUUGACCUCCGCGUGCUUCACGAAGCCCGCAGAGCAUACGGCGCUGCUAUUGUCUCCGUCAGACGCGCCCUCGACGAUGCCAGUACGCAAAAAGUCAUCCCCGGCGACUUGGUCCUCGGAAUCGAGUUGCUCGGGCUCUAUAGUGAACCGGUCAUCUCUUCGCAGCCGCAAACGGAGCGUACCUGGGACAAGCACAUCUUGGCCAGCGCAGAGCUGAUCCAACGCAUGGGUGCCGCUGCGUUCGAUGUGUCGCCAACGAGCCAGAAGGUAGCCGUGCCGAACCUGCAGAGUGUAGUGUUUGGGGGCUACAAGAUGUUCAUGGCUCUCCGCCGCCGCAUGAAUGUCGAUGUACAAGCACUGGUCGACAUUCAGACUACUUUACCGGGAUCGAUUGAAAGCAUCAAAGCAGGAGCGGUGAGGGGAUACGUUCCUCUCUUUCGCUUUCCCGAGCUUCUCGAGAGGAGCGAUGUGCUUGUACAAAGUUCUUUGCCAUCGGAUGCCGGCGAAAUCGCGCGGCUCGUCCAAAAAUUGCUGCGCUUCAGUGAGGGCGUGAUGACCUGGCAGUCUUCAGACAUUUUCCCAAAAGUCGCUCGCUCCAGUGCUACUGACCUCGAUCUCGAUAUCGAGGAGCAUCGCUUUCUGUCCUCCCGACCGAUGUUCCAGCCUUGGAACUCCUUCUCCCAUUGGCCGCAUGGCCAGAUCGCCACCGCCAUGGUAAGCUGGAUCAGCAGUCUGACUGCGGACUGCGCCACCCUGCGCCUCUUGUACUUUCGAUGCAACGGGGAGGAAAGCUGGGAGUCUACGGUUCAGGCGGUGCGGCGGAACGCUUACAAUACCGCCGCGCAAAUGUGUCGUUCCAUCCAGUCUAUCAGCCGGCUGGACAACCUGAAAUACGCGCGCCCGGUGCACCUGCUCCUCGCCAUGGCCGGCGCCGUCUUCCAUGAGCUCGGAGCGGAGGAGGAAAGCGAUUGGUGCCGGGAUUGUCAAUUCGCAACGCAGGCACGGUUACGUCGACUGGCGCCCGGCCAGCCGCGGUCGCUCUGUCGGAUCGAGGAUGUUGCCCCGGCUAUCGUGAACGGCGUCCGAUUCCGCACGAGAGAUGUGCCGCGCCCGGAGGACAUUAUAACGUGACUGCGGCCGACCCUUCCGAUUCAGCGGGACACCCUGCCGAUGACCACCUCCCAUACAGCGAUUGAACGAAUUGCACUGCAACCAUGAUGUAGGAUGGGGUGCAGAUCGCCUCGCCGAUCGUGGGGGAUAUUCAAGCCCCGGUUUAGGCUAAACUUCGCGUUAUGCAUGAAGCGUGGAGGACCCGGUGGGGGAGUCUCGCGUCGCCUCUUGAUACAGUACAAUAUGCCACAUUUGUAUACACUACAUGUUGAAAGUCAGCGUAGACGGCAACGUC